CGAUCCUCUCAGCUGCCAGAUUCCGUCCUACGAGGUUCAUCCACCCCGCAUCCGCCAGAGCCAUGCAUAUCCAAUCGAUUCCGAUGUGGACCGGGAAGGGCAACAACUAUGCCUACCUGGUCACCGACGAGCCCACCAAGCAGUCGGUCAUCAUUGACCCGGCCAACCCGCCCGAGGUGACCCCCGAACUAGAAUCGCAGAUCAAAGCCGGCAAGAUCGACCUCACCGCGAUCGUCAACACUCACCACCACUGGGACCACGCCGGCGGCAACAACGAGCUGCUCAAAACCUUCGGCAAGCUGCCCGUCAUCGGCGGCAAGGACUGCCAGUCCGUGACGCAGACGCCCGCGCACGGCGAGACUUUUCGAAUUGGCGAGCGCAUCGCCGUCACGGCCCUGCACACGCCCUGCCACACGCAGGACAGCAUCUGCUAUUUCAUGCAGGAUGGGGACCAGAAGGUGGUGUUUACGGGGGAUACGUUGUUUAUCGGGGGAUGUGGUCGGUUCUUCGAGGGUACGGCCCCGGAGAUGCACAAGGCGUUGAAUGAGACGCUGGCGGCUUUGCCGGAUGAUACUAAGGUUUAUCCGGGACAUGAAUAUACCAAGGCCAACGUCAAGUUCUGUCUGGCGGUGUCGCAGUCCGAGCCUAUCAAGAGGCUGGAGGCGUUUGCCGAGGCGAAUCAGGAGACGCAGGGGAAGUUUACGAUUGGGGAUGAGAAGCUUCACAAUGUGUUCAUGCGCGUCAAUGACCCGGAGAUCCAGCAGAAGACUGGAAAGACGAACCCGGUUGAGGUGAUGGCGGCGUUGCGGGAGAUGAAGAAUGCCAUGUAGGGUGUGUCUGUAUUUUCUAGGUUAGGUGUUGGUGGGUGGUGGCGAUGUAUAACGGCGACGGAUGUAGUAUGAUUGACAGGUGGAGAAGUGGAAGCAUUGGGCUGUCCAUACUAGUGACUAUGCUUGAGACUAUUUGUUGUCACUCUGGCUAUUU
This is a messenger RNA of Aspergillus aculeatus ATCC 16872, 984 nucleotides long. RefSeq lists its product as uncharacterized. NCBI's taxonomy places the organism in Eukaryota, Fungi, Ascomycota, Eurotiomycetes, Eurotiales, Aspergillaceae. The coding region runs from base 63 to 830 and encodes 255 amino acids. The transcript is spliced from 9 exons. Gene Ontology annotation, molecular function: hydroxyacylglutathione hydrolase activity. The record is from RefSeq and is a predicted model, not a curated record.